GCACCCUCGAAUUGCGCGCCAUGUGAUGCGCUGCGGAAUGGCGGCAGCGACGGACAGCGGCAUUUGCGCCGAACGAGCAGCCAGUUGAAUGGUCACAGCACAGCCAUGCAGGACGAGCAGCAACAGCCCAAGCAUUUCUUUGAGUCGCCGGCAUCGACUGCGCGCAAUCACCCAAGCUCGCCAGGAGGGUCGAGUCGAGCGCACCUCAGAGGAAAAGACAUGCUAGCAGUCGAGAAGCGGCAGGCGACAGAUGUAUGGGUAUGCGACGCCAGCACGAGUACACAGCGACACGGCACGAGUCUUGCCCGAGAUCUUUGCGACGGCCUCUCCUCGCCCGAAGAGACUGUGCUGUCUCCCAUCUCCGGUCCGGGCGAGAGGAACAGGCCUUGGCCGAUGACCCGCACAGAGUCACACGACCAGCGACGAAGGAGACAAGCCACUCUGCUCAAGCCAGUCUCCGCUGGAGCUGACUCGCCCCUCAUCUCGCCUCUCCACCUCGGACAGGCCGUACGCAUCGGGGCCGGCUCGACCGGACCCUCUUCGUUCUGCCCCACGCCGGCGGCUGAGCGAGAUCGAGAGGUGGACGAGAGAGCUCAGGCUGCACUCGCUCGCGGUCUAGAGCAAAGUCUGAUGCUCAGAUCCGAGGAGAGCCCGAGGUCUGUGGUGCGUAAACCCAUCAGGUCUCCCUCACCCCGCGAAUCGCCUCGCCCUUCCCGCUCAAAUUCGACGAGCUCCCUCGCAAAGGCAAGUCCGAGCCAGAAUCACAAGCAGCAGCGCCCUGUGCUCGUCAUACCCUCGUCACGCGUACGAGCUAGCCCCGCAGCAGCACAAGCGCAAGCCAGCCGCGCAUCAGCGGUCAAGAAAGUCCUGUGCCUGUCAGAGACGGAGAGUGACUGCUCGCCCGCCAUGGCGCCACUGUCCAGCUCAUAUACCUACUCGAGUCCUUUGCGGACACCAGGAGCUGCCUCCGAGGCAGGGACGGGCAAGACGACUGCCUAUGCUGCCUACAAGGACGGCUCUCUCAACACGCCCGCCAAUUCGCCUGUCGUCCACAAGGCAGUCUCUGGCAGCGCUGGCCGACUGCAGGCAGACCGCGUCGAUCAACGGGGCAGGCGUACUUCCAGGGGCGAGCAGACUGAGCGACGGUCCAUCGAACUGAUGAGACGCAAUAUUGAGUGAUAGCAGACAUGUGACAUGCACGUUAAUGAUACCAUGACCACGCGCACGGGCGAGAUUGAAGAGAUGAGAUGAGCAAUUCGGCGACACAGUGACGCCAGCGUCCCCCCCUGUCAGAGCGAUACCCCACAACGGACGACGGUGCAGACUUGACGACGCUCACGCAGAGGCAGGUCUGCGUUUGCGUGCGCCGUAGCUCUGCGUUUGUGGAAUCGUUACCACACCGCCGGACCCGCCUGCGACCGGUUUGAUGUUUGCGAGCUACAAGAUUGUCUGCCUGGGCGAUGGCGGUGUCGG
Mixia osmundae IAM 14324 is the source of this 1473-nucleotide messenger RNA. RefSeq lists its product as uncharacterized. The annotation marks the transcript as partial. The record is from RefSeq and is a predicted model, not a curated record. NCBI's taxonomy places the organism in Eukaryota, Fungi, Basidiomycota, Mixiomycetes, Mixiales, Mixiaceae. The transcript has 2 exons.